AUGGCUGUGACAAUAGCGGUGCCGACCGAGGUUCGACGGGGCGGGAAGCGUGUCCGUGACGAGGUGCGGCGGCUGCAGGAGGCGUACCCGACGCUCGACGGGGAGACUGUGGCCGAGGUGUAUCACAGCGAAGACGGCAACGCACGCGCUGCACGGGACAUCCUGGCCAUGUUGGUUCUGACUCAGACGGCGGAUCGAGCCGAGCAUCAUCGUUCCGGUGCUGAUCAUGUUCUCGAUCCGGCGGAUGUGGCCGAGCUGGUCAACGCCUUCCCGGCUGUCGAUGCCGGGCUGGUGGAAGCUCUGCUGAGCGAGGCUGCCGGCGAUGUAGAGGAAGCAACCCGGUCUCUUGUUGUCCUUGCUGCCGAUGCGCGGGAGCACGCGGCGCGAGUCGAGGUCGACGUCGAGGCGGCGGUGAACGAGGUCCUCGCCCGCUUUCCGCAUCUGGAUGCCGCCGCCGCUGCGGUCUUGCUCGAGGACGAGGGCUACAAGGUGGACGCUGUGCUCGCGCUGCUUGCCGAGUUUACGCCCGACGGUGAGGAUUGUGGUGGUGGCGAAGACGGCGAGGACCGCGAUGAGCAAGACGCCAUCGGCGGGCGGCCCGAUACUUGCAUGGCGCUUGCGGAGCACUUUCCCUCAGUCGACGCCGCAGUUGUUGCCAUGGUGCUCGAUGAGUGCGACGGCGAUGCCGAGGUGGCAGCUGAGCAGCUGAGCAUGCUCUCGCCGCAGCGUGCACCCGAGUUAGAGCCGCACAAGGCGCAGCAGCGCGAGAUGGAUCUUGCAGUGCUUGGCAGCGAGUUUCCAGAGGCCGACCUCAACGCAGUGGCGGCGGCGCUGGACGGUGCGGACGGGCGAGUGGCGACGGCACGACACGCGCUCGCGGAUGCAAGCUCGAGUGUGGUAGCGAUGAGCUCGUCGGGGUGGGGCCGGAAGGCGGCGAGCGCGUCGAUCGGGUUGGUGGUGGCCGGGCUGGACACUGAGUUUGCGGCCGGCUCGCUGACAUCGCCCGUGGCUAAGCUUGCGGCAGCCGAGAGCGACUUUGAUAUGUUCUCGGCCAUGUUUCCGGACGUGGAUGACGAGGCACUGGCGGUGGUAUGGGAAGACGCCGGCGGGGCGCUCGGCGACGCGCUCGACCUUGCCCUUGAUCUCAUCCACGGGACCGACCACUCGAGCCAGGGCGGCGGCGAGGCGGAGGAGGUUGUGCUUGACGACGGGCUCGUGGCCAAGCUCUGCGCCACGUUUGAGGACGUGGAGCCGUCGACGGUGGUGGCUGUCCUGGAGUCUGCCGGCGGCGACGUUGAGGCGGCGACGUCGUCGCUGGCGGCGAUGGUGGCGGAGGAUCUGGCCAGCAGCAGUAGUGCAGGCGCAGGCGCAGGCACUGGCGCAGGCGACGCCGAGUUUCCUGCACUUGGCGGGAGGCAGACGGCGCUGUCGACGCGCGGGACGUGGGCGCGGCACACCCGCGGUGCGGUCGGACCGCGGAUCAAGUACGUCGGCCCGCGGGCGAGCAGCAGCGGCAGCGGCCUGACCAAGGUAUCGAUGGCAGUGCGGAUGCGGCGGGCGCGGCUCCACGACGAGCUGCAGUAUACAGAGGUGCCUGCAGCGGUCAUUGACGAGACGUUUGACUCGCUCGAGUUUGAUGUCGACGCGACGGUGGAGACGCUGGCGCGCGUGUACCCGGGCGUCCAUGCCAUGGUGGCGAAGCGGCGAGCCAAGGCCGAGGCGAAGCGGCGGGCGGAAGCAGCAGCAGCAGCGGCGGCCGAGGCAGCGGCGCUUGCGGCGCGCCCACGGCCGGUCUUGCUUGUGCGGCCGGUGGCGGCCGAGCCGUACCGACGGUCGCAGUUUGCGCAUCUCAAUGCGGCGGCACCGGCGCGGAGUGCGGGCGAGACCGAUGCCAUGUGCCGCGAGGCCAACGCGCUCGCGCGGCAGCGCAACGCUGCGUUUGCGGCAGCGGCGCAGGCGUUCCGCAGCGGGAACAAGUCGCUCGCCUCGCGGCUCGCCUCGCAGGGUCGCGCCCUCGACGUCGAGAUGCGUGAGGUCAACGCACAGCGCGUGAGCUCGAUCCUUGGCGCGCAGGACGCGUUCUCGGCCACCGGCCACUCGCUUGACCUGCACGGCCUGUUUGAGAAGGAGGCCAUCAAUGUGCUCGCCCGCUACCUGCUCCAGCACCGGCGGAGCUGCAACGAGCCCAACUGCGGCGUGCGGGUCAUCACCGGCGUCGGCAACCACUCCAAGACCAAGGCUAAGAUUCGGCCGGCCGUUGUCCGCUACUUUCGUGACAACCGCAUCUCGUUCCGCGAGGAGGCACCCGGCGUGUACCGCGCCAAGGUCCGCGGGCGACGCAGGCGGUGAGCAUCGGGCUCUCGCGGGGCUCCAGGCAGAGACUUCUUUCAUGUACUGGUCAACCUCUAGCGCACACAGGUACGAGCAUCACAUCGAGUACAAACAAAACAAGGGGCACGGUGCGACGCCAGAGCAGCAGCGUUGCAGCAGCUGGCUGGCGGCAGUUUGGCCACGCCUUGCGGCAUCUAGCGCGUCCAGAGCGCCCACGCCUCGACACCCAGACCAGCAAGUCUAUGAGCAGGCGACAGAGCUCGGCUCGGCAUGCUGGUGGGUGUGGGCGUAGUGGUGGUGCUGGAUGAGGUCCUCGGACGAGGGCGCAGAGUAGCCGCAGCCCGGGCAGGGGCAGACAAACGAGAUCGACUGCUCCGACGGCUUGCUCUGCAACGCAGCCAUGUUGACCAUGCCGCCGCACCACGAGGUGCGGUACGAGGCGAGCGGGCCCUGGCCAAACGGCUUGCCGCCCGAUCCCGUGCACUGGAACCGGCGGAUGUACUUGUGCAGGAGCUCAGCAUCGUGAUGCGUCUGCCGCGGCGGGUGCGACUCGGCCCGGUGCAUCUUCUCCGCCAGUCGGCUCGAGAAGCUCGCGUGGCACGAAGGGUAUGUGCAUUGGAACUGCCCGUACG
Thecamonas trahens ATCC 50062 is the source of this 2963-nucleotide messenger RNA. RefSeq lists its product as uncharacterized. The transcript is spliced from 2 exons. The record is from RefSeq and is a predicted model, not a curated record. Gene Ontology annotation, molecular function: protein binding. Lineage: Eukaryota; Apusomonadida; Apusomonadidae. The coding region runs from base 1 to 2349 and encodes 782 amino acids.